AUGGCAAAAAGAAGGAAAAAGAGAACACAUAUCCGCCCUGAAGAAGCCGCUAGUAGUAUUAAUCCUAAUGCACCCAAGAUACCCAAAUGUUUUGUAUUUAAAGCAGGGAAAGUUUGUAGGCCUGUUGGAACAUUAGUAAAAGAUAUGCGUAAAGUAAUGGAACCAAAUACUGCCAUUAGAUUAAAGGAACGUAAAAACAACAAAAUAAAAGAUUUUGUAAACGUGUCAGGUCAUUUGGGAGUAACACAAUUUCUGAUCUUUACGCAAACAGAAAAUGGUACUAAUUUUAGGUUGGCAAGAGUGCCAAGAGGACCUACAUUAUGUUUCAAAGUUCACAAGUAUUCCUUAAUAAAAGAUGUUUUCUCGUCACAGAUCAAUCCUAAAGCUUAUGGAUUAGAAUACAAUUCUUCACCAUUGCUUGUAUUAAAUAAUUUUAAUGAAGAAAAUAGACACAUGAAAUUAAUGAUAACCAUGCUUCAAAAUAUGUUUCCCUCAAUUAAUAUCAACAAGAUACAAUUAUCAGAUGCACGCAGAGUGGUAUUGUUUAGUUAUAAUUCAGAAACAAAAAAUAUUGAUUUUCGACAUUAUUUAAUUGGAUUGAAGCCAGUUGGUAUUAGUAAAGGUAUUCGUAAAGUCAUGACAACAUCAAAUCUUCCUGAUUUGCACAAGUAUAAUGAUAUAAGCGACUUUAUAUUAAAGAAUGAUGGGCGUAUAUCAGAGAGUGAGAAGGAAGAGAGUGGAGUGGAGGAGAGUUCAGUGACACUAGCACAAGAUUAUAUUGGUAGGAAUAAUAAAAAAGCUGAUAGAAGAGCAAUUAAAUUGACAGAGAUUGGACCUAGGAUGGAAUUACAACUAAUUAAAAUACAAAAUGGAUUAUGUGAUGGAGAAGUUUUGUUUCAUGAAUUUUCUACAAGAAGAAAAGAACAAGAAAAAAAUGUUGAAAGAAAUAAAUUAGAAAAGGAAGCCCAUAGAUUAGCAACAAGUGGAUCAACAGCUAAAGGAAAACAAAAAGAAAUAUCAAAGGAUAAAAAUAAUUAUGAAGUAGUACCAAAAGAAUAUAGUGGUAAUUAUCAAGAUGGUGACAUAACAGAAAUAAUAAAAGGAAACGUUAAAAAUUUUGUUUCAUGA
Molecule: messenger RNA, 1128 nt
Organism: Entrophospora candida
Lineage: Eukaryota; Fungi; Glomeromycota; Glomeromycetes; Entrophosporales; Entrophosporaceae
Source: the annotation of a GenBank genome assembly